Dreissena polymorpha is the source of this 3059-nucleotide messenger RNA. RefSeq lists its product as uncharacterized. The record is from RefSeq and is a predicted model, not a curated record. The transcript has 4 exons. Bases 934 to 2103 code for a protein of 389 amino acids. Lineage: Eukaryota; Metazoa; Mollusca; Bivalvia; Myida; Dreissenidae.
CAGUGCAUCGGUUUGUAGAUGUUUCGAUGUGACGAUGAUGAUCAAUCUACUGGCGUUAUUUAUGGUUAACUGUUAGUUACCUGGUACCUGUACCCAGUAAAACUUAUUACCGAAUAUACUGAAAAUAUGAAAACUUAACCACUUUUUUUAAGUAAUGUAAUAUACCAGUCGUGAUAUUUUAAUCAAUAUAAACUAAUACUAAUACUUGUAAGAAAAAUACGGUAUUUUAGAACUUUUCUUUUUUCGUCAUUCGUGGUUGACGGUACCUUAAAGAUUAAUAAAUGAAACAUAAAACAUAGAGAUCCAACUAUUGGACACUACACUUUCAUAAAAAGUAUUCAGAUUUUGUUGUAUCCAAAUUCAAUAUUUUUCCACAGGAGCAUUAUGAGAAAAUAAUAGUAUAAUGACCUGACUUUUUACAUGACAAUCUUAUUUACUGCAAUGACAAACGAUCCCUUAUGACUGAUUUAUUUGAAUUUUGAAUUUAUUAAAAAUUUUGCAAUUUGUGGGAUAAAAUUUAAAAAGUCAGAUAAAUGGAACAACUUAUGCACGCUGGUAUCUCUGAUUUUAGAAUGUCGCUUUGAAUGUAUUGUAUUGUUUGAAAAACUGAGUUUGAUGAACAUUUGGAAAGUAUACACAUAGAAACCAUAUUGUUUCACCUGUAUUGUAAAGUUGAACGGGACAUGCAAUUAAUACUACUACAAUAACGCUGGCAUGUAAAUAUCGGACACAAAACGCUAUUUAAAUAAAUGUAUGCAACCGAGAUUCUUAAAGACAUAAGUUCUUGUCGAGUAUUCGUCCCUAACUUACUGAAACGUACACAUAGAAACGAACACAGAAGAGAAAAAUCAGAACGCGGAGUUUACAUUUAAAUGCAAAGAAUAGUUAUUGUAUGCCCAUGAUGUCAUCUUCCUUUUGCAGGUGAUAGAGGACAUGCCGAUGAAGCUUCUGGUCAACCGAGAUGUGAUAUCGAUACCGCCUGGUGGCGGUCACAACACACUGGUUCCGGCAAACACGGUGCUCACCGUCAAGCGCGUGUUCACUUGCUCUAUCGAUAAGGCGCGCUAUCUUCAAUGCUCAUUUGCAUCGCAGCAUGUGUCAUUUAAGGAGACGUUACGCGUGCAGUUUAGUGCCAUCGGCAACGACUCUUUGUACACUAUGCACUAUUUACAGAUGACCAACGUGUUUCCCACAGUAUUUGAGUUUCUGAAUCCGAAACCGGACGACGUUGUGCAUUAUGUCGAUUACGAAGCCAAUGCCGCACUCACCAUAGCAGAAGGUCCGUUGGAGAUACUGGGCAUCGAACGCCUUAACGUUGUCCUCGCCUGGAAACGCCAACAGGAAGCAAAAUCGUAUAGUACAUUGGUCAUACCGGAGUCCCGCGCAAAGACGUUAAUGGUUCAGAAACGUCAUUUUAAGGACAAAUUUAUUAAGAACAACUAUAUGCAUAGAAAGUAUACGGCGUGCACGCAUCUGGACUUUGUCUCUGAAAAGUUGUAUUUGAUACCGCAGGAUCCACCGAAUGCUGUGUGUCUGAAAAGUCCAAAUCUUUUCUUCUUUGACCCGAAUGCCGGUCGACUCCGCAUGGCAAAGAAUGGCAUCAUAUUUAAUCCCUCCUCUGAUGAAGAAUCAUACGACAGCGACGACGUCUACGCAGACAUAGCGCCCCCUAUACCAGAACGAAUUCCAAUCACCUGUCCUCAGGCUUUACAGAAUGUUAAAAAGAAACUCGGUUUUUUUCACAAGAUUCACGAGGAAAUCAAGUCCUUAUUUAAAAGAAAAGGGAAAAGUCGACGGAGAAAAAGGCGAGGUGAACAAAUGCGAGAACCCGGUGAAUGUCCAAGCAAUCCCUUGUACAGGCGUUCAAAAUCUAUGUCUGACAUCGACAAACUAGACGACAACGCUAUCUGGAAUGUCAAAAAUAUCAGGACUAUGGCUUACAGGAAACCCUCCGCUCCACCUCCUGGGUGCAAUGACCCACAACACAGCAAUAUACCUAAACGAAGCAUUCCAUCUACACUGAAUAAGUUCACCUCCAGCUUUCUAACUGAGAGCUUCAUGAAACCUACCCCAAGAGUUCCAUCCAUACCAAGCAAGAGUUAAUCCGAGUCCAGCUCUCCAACUGACGCAUACACUACAAAAACCAACAGCUUCUCACCAACACUGAGCAGGAGUCGAUCCGCCUCAAGAUCUCCGUCUGAAAUACGCAGGGAAUCGCGCCCCCUUUCGGCAUUAGUGUCCUCCCACAACGACGAGGAAUCUGAUAUCUGCAUAAUUCCGUGCCCCUCGGUACCUCCGCGACGUUCCGCAAGAGCUCCGAGAAGCCCUGCACCACAUAGGCCGGCGCCACCGAUUCCGCUUGACGGUAACAAUAGAAACCACCUGAUUGCUAACGCCGAACCUUGUGACCAUCCCGAAGCACUUCCGGUAACUACCCACUCCGAAAAAGCCAACGAGAACGCAGGGUACGCAACGAUAUCGCAGAAACGCAUGGAAAGUAUCCUGUGCCCCGGACAAACGAGUGAAGACUUUUACAAGUAUUCCGUUAUUGAACUAUACCGCCUGUUGAAGCACUUCAAUCUUCAUGACAUCGCUAACAUUUGCUACGAUUACCGUUAUGAUGGGAAGUACUUCGCAAACGUAGAUGUUCAGGAGCUCCUUCAAGAUCAACCGUUCAGUGCCUCUAACAUUCAGAUACUGAAGUUUAAAAAGCUCCAGGAUGGAUGGCGUCCUAGUACUUACACUUAGUGCGCGUCGCAAAGUUACGCUAUCCAUUACAUGUAUAUACGCCUUAAACGGCAAUAUUGGAUGACUGAAAUAGAUUGAUAAAAAUUUAAAGAGCAUAAAUCAUUAUGUUUGAUUCACCUUAUAAUUAUAAUGCAGUUCAAUUACAACUCAAAAUCUACAAUAAUGACUAAGUAAAAACUAUUGCAUCCAUUCGUAUUCUUGCGGGUCUUUUUAUUGAAAUAUAUGCUGUUUAGGACGAUUUGCAGUCCCAUUUGCAUGAGGCUUGCCUUAUAAGUACACAAUUGUUGUAUGUUAUAAAUACAGAAAUAAUG